Racocetra persica is the source of this 351-nucleotide messenger RNA. Lineage: Eukaryota; Fungi; Glomeromycota; Glomeromycetes; Diversisporales; Gigasporaceae. The record is from the annotation of a GenBank genome assembly.
AUGAUGAAAUCUCUCCUUUGGCUUUUUGCUUUCUUUUGCAUCGCCUAUCGUUUGGUUAUUAAUGCAUCUCCUAUCGCCAAUCCACCAUCAUCAUCUACCUCCUCUCAACUUGGUUGUAAGGAUUUUCCGAUAAAUUGCGUCGUGGACUCACAGUGCGGCGACGGACAAGCUUGUCGAUUAUCCAAGAAAGGUUCUUCUUGUGUAUCUAACACAACAUCUGUAGAUGAUCAACUUAUUAAAAAUGUCCAAGACCUUGGUUGUGCUGAAGCGAUAAAGUUUGUACCUUAUUCGCUACAGGUGCCUUUUGUAUUUGUAACGAUCCAAGCGGAUUUAACUGCUUUUAGUAGUUAA